AUGUCGUAUUUCUCGGAUGCUUCUUCGACAUCUUCGGCACCGCCUUUGACACCUUCACCAUAUCAAUCCGGUCACUUGGCACCCAACCCUUAUUCCUCACCGACACCAUACGAUCCGAUCUCACCACCCAAUUCAAUACGUCAGUACUCCUCAGAGCUCGUUCGAAAGAUGUCAGUAGGUCUGACAGCCGCCAUGAGAGAUCUGAAAGAUGACCGAGGUGGUCCAGAAAGGGCAUUUGACGUCGAAUAUGGCUAUGAUGAAGAUCCUAUAGAAAGACAUGUUAGAUUGUUCUUAACACCUAGAAAAGUGUUUGAUAAAUCAAAAGCUGUACCUGAAUUAGGAUUGAAACCAUUACAACGCAACAACAUAGAAUCAUCCUCGGUACCACCUCCUCCGAAACAGCAUUAUCCAUCUAUGAUGAAUGCCGAACGGACUAUACCUUCUACUGCACCCCGUCUAGUGAACCACGAUGAUAGAGGAAUGUCGGACCCCUCAAGUAGAGAUAAAGGAGAAUAUGGAAGCAUACAAGAUGAAUCAGCGAAAUUUCGACCUGGUUUGAUCCAUUUCCAUCGAUCAAACUCUUCAUCUUUGGAUCCUCCUAGACCUUCAUAUUCAAGAAUGGAUUCAACCAUGUCAACAGGCUCAACAGUCAGUAUGAUGAGCGAAGCCUCUUUCGAAGCUGUCAAAGCGGAAGACAUAGUAAGUAUGUAUGGAGGCGGAAUGGAUAAGAAAGAGGAUCCUUUCGAAUACGAUUUUGAUCAGAUAGAUGAGAGGAUAAAGGAAAAUGAUAGGGAAGAAGAGGAUGGAUUGGAAAUUGGAUUAGGAAGAUCAUCGAUAAUGUCAACAGAAACCUCAAACACUAUUAGACCAUCUCACCUAAAUCAAUAUGGUUAUUAUCAAAUGUCGUCUGAACCAAUAACGACAAAUCAAUAUUCACAUCAGCAUUCACAAUCACACUCCCAAUCACAACAACACUCGCAUCAGCACACACAAUCGCAUUCUCAUUCACACUCACAUUACCAAGCACAAGCGCAAUCACAAACACAGCAACGAGCGCCAACACUGCCUUCGCGUCCCUCUUUCUUCCGAAAAAAGUCAAGAGUGCAUCCAUACGAAUCUCCUUCAGCGGGUGAAACGGAAGAACCUCCUUGGUUAGCUGGAAGGACAGUCAGUGAACAGAUGGUGGCUCAAGCUGGAUUGAGAUGUCAACGUCAACGAGUUGGAGCGAAUAGAAGAUAG
Messenger RNA from Kwoniella shivajii, 1239 nucleotides. RefSeq lists its product as uncharacterized. NCBI's taxonomy places the organism in Eukaryota, Fungi, Basidiomycota, Tremellomycetes, Tremellales, Cryptococcaceae. The coding region runs from base 1 to 1239 and encodes 412 amino acids. The record is from RefSeq and is a predicted model, not a curated record. The transcript has 2 exons.